AUGCGAUUCGACGUUAAAAGACAAUUGUUUGCUAGAUCCGAUCGGGUCAAAGGAAUUGAUUUCCACCCUACAGAGCCAUGGAUCUUGACAACUCUCUAUAGCGGUCAUGUCUAUAUCUGGUCAUAUGAGACACAGUCAAUCGUGAAAACAUUCGAACUUACAGAUGUUCCUGUUCGUGCCGGUCGUUUUAUCUCCAGAAAGAAUUGGAUUGUCUGUGGGUCGGAUGACUUUCAACUUCGCGUUUACAAUUAUAAUACUUCCGAAAAGAUAAUCUCAUUUGAGGCACAUCCCGAUUAUAUUCGAUCUAUCGCAGUUCAUCCUACACAUCCUUUCGUAUUGACAGCCUCCGAUGAUAUGACCAUAAAGCUUUGGGAUUGGGACAAAGGAUGGAAGUGUGUGCAGGUAUUCGAGGGCCACAAUCACUACGUCAUGGGGUUGGCUUUCAACCCCAAAGACUCCAAUACCUUUGCUUCGGCUUGCCUCGACCGAACCGUCAAGAUAUGGAGCCUAGGCUCGUCACACCCUAAUUUGACGUUAGAGGCUCACGAAAUAAAGGGCGUCAAUCAUGUCGAUUACUACCCACAUGCCGACAAACCCUAUCUGUUAACCACCUCCGAUGAUAAAACCGUAAAGGUUUGGGAUUAUACGACAAAGGCAUUAAUUGCAACGUUAGAAGGCCAUACUAGUAAUGUGUCAUUCGCCUGCUAUCACCCGGAACUCCCAGUCAUUGUCUCCGGCUCGGAAGAUGGUACAAUUAAGAUUUGGAACGCCAACACCUACAGAUUAGAACAGUCCUUGAGUUAUGGCCUGGAACGUGCGUGGUGUGUGGGCUAUCAGCGAGGGAAGCAAGGCAUUGCAAUGGGCUUCGACGAUGGCGCUGUGGUUGUAAAAAUGGGCAGAGAAGAGCCAGCAGCAUCAAUGGAUGGGUCCGGCAAGCUAAUAUGGGCCCGGCAUAACGAAGUUGUAUCGACUGUGAUAAAAGGGGGAGAUUCUACUCUCAAAGAUGGGGCACCCCUUAGUCUUCCCACGAAAGACCUUGGCUCCUGUGAAGUGUAUCCCCAGAGUUUGUUGCACUCUCCUAACGGCAGAUUUGUCUCUGUUUGUGGUGAUGGCGAAUAUAUAAUUUACACCGCGCUUGCGUGGAGGAACAAGGCUUUUGGACAGGCCCUUGACUUUGCUUGGGGCUCCAAGGAUAAUAGCAACGAUUAUGCAAUCCGGGAGUCCGCCACGAGUGUAAAAAUAUUCCGCAAUUUUAAGGAGAAGAGCGGUGGCCUUGAUGUCGGUUUUCAAGCAGAAGGCCUUUCAAGCGGCGUGUUGCUUGGCGUUAGAGGCCAGGGUGGAAUUGGAAUGUUUGACUGGGAAACUGGAGGCCUUGUGCGGAGAAUAGAGGUCGAUCCUAAAGCAGUUUAUUGGUCGGAAUCUGGAGAGCUCGUUGCUUUAGCUUGUGAUGACACCUUCUAUGUUCUUCGCUAUUCGAGAGAGAACUAUGUCGCCGGUGUUCAUGCUGGAGAAGCCGAUGAAGACGGUGUUGAAGCGGCUUUUGAAGUAGUCACAGAUAUUAGUGAUACCGUUCGUACCGGUGAAUGGGUUGGCGACUGCUUUAUCUAUACAAAUUCGACAAAUCGACUAAAUUACCUCGUCGGCGAUCAGACAUACACAAUAUCCCACUUCGACCAACCCAUGUAUAUUCUUGGUUAUCUUCCAAGAGAUGGAAGAAUAUAUCUUGCCGAUAAGGAUCUUACUGUUGUUUCGUUUUCUCUUUCCCUCUCUGUUGUCGAAUACCAGACGUUGGUUCUGCGGGGUGACAUGGAUUCCGCUUCUGAGCUCUUAUCUGACAUUCCCCAAGACCAAAUGAAUAAGAUCGCCCGAUUUUUAGAAGGGCAAGGAUAUAAGGACCUUGCACUCGACGUCGCCACCGAUCAAGAACACCGCUUCGAUCUUUCACUUAGCUUAGGGAAACUAGACAUCGCCCUUGAAAUUGCCCGUGAGGCAGAUAUUGAACAUAGAUGGAAAACAGUCGGCGAUGCUGCCUUAAACGCCUGGGACUUGGCUCUGGCAGAAGAGUGCUUCACUCAUGCUAGGGACCUCGGCUCUCUUCUCCUUCUUCACUCCUCAAGCUGCAACCCGGAAGGACUACGCAAUUUAGCGAAACAAGCAAAAGAUUCCGGUGCUCACAAUGUUGUAUUUUCGGCACUCUGGCAGCUGUCAGACAUCGACGGAUGCAUCGACCUUCUCGUCCAAACCAACCGUACUGCCGAAGCAGUUCUUUUCUCCCAGACAUAUAAACCUAGCCGAACACCCGAAUUAGUUGUACUCUGGAAAGAAAGUCUUGAAAAGAACGGGAAGGUUAAGGUUUCCAGAAUAAUUGGCGUCCCUCCAGGUGUAGAUGCUGCCGACGAGGAGUUGUUUCCAGAAUGGAGCAAAUAUCUUAACCUAGAAGCUGGAGAAGACGAGGAAAACCUGAUUGAUGUCAAUGGCGAGGAUAAUGAUGGCGCUCGUGAGGAAGAAGCAACAGAAGAGCCGGCUAAUGAGGAUACUAAGGAGUAG
This is a messenger RNA of Ophidiomyces ophidiicola, 2547 nucleotides long. RefSeq names its product Coatomer subunit beta' (gene SEC27). The record is from RefSeq and is a predicted model, not a curated record. The coding region runs from base 1 to 2547 and encodes 848 amino acids. Gene Ontology annotation, molecular function: structural molecule activity; protein binding. Gene Ontology annotation, cellular component: COPI vesicle coat. The transcript has 6 exons. NCBI's taxonomy places the organism in Eukaryota, Fungi, Ascomycota, Eurotiomycetes, Onygenales, Onygenaceae. Gene Ontology annotation, biological process: endoplasmic reticulum to Golgi vesicle-mediated transport; retrograde vesicle-mediated transport, Golgi to endoplasmic reticulum; intracellular protein transport.